Molecule: messenger RNA, 1392 nt
Organism: Fonsecaea multimorphosa CBS 102226
Lineage: Eukaryota; Fungi; Ascomycota; Eurotiomycetes; Chaetothyriales; Herpotrichiellaceae
Exons: 3
Coding region: 1-1392 (463 amino acids)
Source: RefSeq, a predicted model, not a curated record
AUGAAGUCCUACGCGGGUGUUCUCUUGGGCUUCGGUGCUCUUGCAGUGGCUGCCCCUGCUCCUCAACUCACUCUCACCCCUGCGAGCGCCCCCAUUCCUCCUGUUCGAAGCAGUGAAGUGACGGGUCCGACUUCUCAUGGCCCUUACAACGGCCCGAGUCCGACGGUGACGGGAGCUUUGAGCGCCCCCGCGGUUGCUGCGUCGAUCGCUCCUGCUGCCCCAUUGCCGGUCACAUACACCAACAACAAUGGGUUGCUGCAAGCUUCCAGCAUGCCUGUUCCGUACCAGCCAGCGGGCGGACAAGGCACCAAUGGAACUCUGCCAUAUUAUCACCCGCUGUCCGACUUUGACUACGAGUCGUUGACUCUUGCUCUGUACCAAGAAUGGAUUGAGCUGGACCUUUUCCACAACGGUCUUGCUCGAUUCUCCGUGCAGGAUUUCACCAAUGCUGGGUUGACUGCAGAGGAUCGAUUUUUGAUCGAAUUCAUGGCGGAUCAGGAGGUCGGCCAUGCAACGCUGCUCAGCAACAUCCUGGGACCUGCGGCUCCGCCCCAAUGUACCUAUAAUUAUCCCUACACCAACGUCCGGGAGUUUAUCGACUUUUGCCAGAAAUUGACGCGUUUCGGUGAGAGCGGUGUCUACGGUUUUUUGGGUCACUUGGACUCGCGAGAGUCUGCCACGCUGCUCCUUGAGUCUAUCACUACCGAAGCUCGCCAACAGAUGAUUUUCCGGCAAUUCGAUGGAUUGUUCCCGAUGCCUCUGUGGUUCAUCCCCGGUGUUCCUCAAUCGUGGGCGUGGACACUGCUGGCACCCUAUAUUUCGAGCUGUCCCGCGAACACGACUCGUCUGGCAUGGCAGAACUUCCCUCCGCUCACCAUCAUCAAUAAUCCCAACCCAGCUAAGACGAACCCAAAUAUUGGUCCCAUGUCAAACACCACUGGAUCUAACCCUCUGAAUACUACCGGCAUUGCCUCUAGUAACCUGUGUCUCAACGCCAAGGGUCAAUCCUCGGACUGUGGUCCAGCUAUCAGUCAAAACAAGUCCAUCCCGCUGUCUUACCCUGGAAGACCCAUUCAGUUGUCGUGGGGCAAUGUGAACGAGACCGUUGGUCCUAAUAACAGUUACAUCACCGCGCGAUCACCUCUUGCCGAUGCGCCCCGCUAUGCCAUGUUCGUCACCCAACUCAAUGCCACCUUCGUUCCACUAGUCAACAUCAGCGGCAACACUGGCGCGGUCGUUCAGCCCAAUAUGUCGACCUUUGCUGGAGAUCCCGCCGCCAACGGAACUAUGUUCAUUGCCUUGACAAGUCAGAACCCAUAUGUCACACCAUUCAAUCUGUCGAUGGUGAAUCCUUAUGUAUAUGCGGGACCAGCUUUGUACCAAGCUGGUUAA